This is a messenger RNA of Saccostrea echinata, 1808 nucleotides long. Its product is annotated as tubulin delta chain-like. Bases 221 to 1564 code for a protein of 447 amino acids. Gene Ontology annotation, cellular component: cytoplasm; microtubule. Gene Ontology annotation, biological process: mitotic cell cycle; microtubule cytoskeleton organization. Gene Ontology annotation, molecular function: GTP binding; structural constituent of cytoskeleton. NCBI's taxonomy places the organism in Eukaryota, Metazoa, Mollusca, Bivalvia, Ostreida, Ostreidae. The transcript is spliced from 6 exons. The record is from RefSeq and is a predicted model, not a curated record.
GAUGUUUUAAGGACGGGGGACUGUUAAUUUCGGACAUUGAUCUCGGAAUCAUGACACUUUAUAUUUCAUGAGACUCACUAAGUUAGCUUCCCAUAAAUCUUAGAGAAGUGGGUACGGGCAUAGAAACUGAAGUAAUAUUCAACAGAUCAUCGAACGAACCAAAAGUAUGCCAGAUCGAUCCACUUUGCAGAACAAAUGAACAAAUAGGGGAUGGAAAUACAUGAUAAUGUCAAUAAUUACAGUACAACUAGGACAAUGCGGAAACCAAAUUGGUGGUCAGCUGUUCCAUACAUUUAUGGAUGAUGUCCAUUCUAAACCACUAGCUACACAGGUGGCUCCUGACAAAAACGAUGAGUACAAAAGUGAGGUUCUGUCCCGAUUUUUUUACUGUGGAGAAUCAGGGGAGGGAACUCCAAAAGCUCGAGCUGUCAUGGUGGACAUGGAGCCAAAGGUGAUAGCUCAAACAUAUCAGGAUGCCAAACGUUCAGGGAGAUGGAGCUACUCAGAGAAACAGAAUUACUGCCAGCAGCGAGGAUCAGGCAACAACUGGGCCCAUGGCUACUGCAUCCACGGACCAGCAUGUCAGAGCACAGUUAUGGAAUUAGUCCGACGUGAAGCAGAAAAAUGUGAUAACCUUGGAGGAUUCUUGUCCCUUAUGAGUCUUGCAGGAGGCACAGGAUCAGGAGUGGGGGCAUAUGUGACUCGUUGUUUGAGAGAUGAAUUUCCACAUGCAUUUAUCAUGAACCAAGUGGUGUGGCCAUAUAAAACUGGAGAAGUCAUUGUGCAGAAUUAUAAUGCUCUCUUGACGUUGUCACGGUUAUAUCACACUGUGGAUGCGAUUGUUGUCAUGGAAAAUGACCAUCUUCAUAAGAUAUGUCAGCAACUUUUGAACAUUAAGAAGAUUUCAUUCAAAGACAUUAACAAAGUCAUCUGCCAUAAAUUAGCCACUAUGCUGCAACCAUGUCCACUUAACAAAUUCACAGGGGAUAUUUGUUCUAAUUCUAUAGGUGAAAUGUUGGAACAUCUAGUGCCACAUCCAGAUUAUAAACUCCUGACCAUCAAAAACAUUCCCCAGAUGUCAGCAGCGGCCCAGGAGUUCAGCACGUACCAAUGGCAUGGUCUGCUGAAGCACCUCCGACAAAUGCUGAUUUCUGAUGCUCCGAUGGAAGAGGGUAUUGAUUGGCAAGUCAAAGUAAGUUCCCGAGGAUCUCAACACAACACUUCUCUGGCCAAUCUUCUGUUACUGAGAGGCAAGGAAUCAGUAUCUGCAGACACUGGACCAUUCUCAGACUCUGCCCUCUAUGUUCCGUGGAUUCCACCAGAUGCCACUCUGAUGACAGGCGUACAACCAAGAGCUUUCAAUCACUAUGAGAAAUCUGCAUCUCUGAUCUCGAACAGUAAGUCACCUGUGGGAGAGAUGGACGCUAUGGUGGGUAAAGCCUGGGACAUGUUUUCUGCGAGAGCUUAUGUGCACCAGUAUGCAAAACAUGGACUUACUGAGGAUGAUUUUCUGGAUGGGUUUGCUACCUUGGAACAAGUUAUAUCAAAUUACAAACAUUUGUGAGAUGGGUGGAAAGCAUUGGAUUGUGGGGCCUGAGUUUAGCAAAUUGGCUCUUUAUAGGAAUACGUUAUUGACUUACUGGAUGUUAUUUGUACGAUUUUUCACUUGUUUCCUUUCUUAUUUGAAGAGAUUAAUUCAUUACCUUAAAAAAACAUGAAGAGCAUUUUAAGUUUAAUCUUUUUAUUAAAUCUAAUUGGUUAAACUUGCCUUUAAGGCUCAUGCAACUGGAUAAUUACAGUCGAACUGU